Schistosoma haematobium is the source of this 5911-nucleotide messenger RNA. Its product is annotated as Transmembrane protein 45B. Lineage: Eukaryota; Metazoa; Platyhelminthes; Trematoda; Strigeidida; Schistosomatidae. The record is from RefSeq and is a predicted model, not a curated record. The coding region runs from base 71 to 1060 and encodes 329 amino acids. The transcript has 3 exons.
AUUUAAUUAAAAUCAUAUCAUCUUGAAGAGAUCUGUUGUAAUCAAUAAUAUACAUCAGUUAGAAUUAAAGAUGGGGACAUUUGGUGGACAUGCAUUACCUGGAAGUUUUUUUAUUCUUUAUGGUUUAUGGUCUAUUUGGCAUAUAUUAGAGAAAUUUUAUCGACGAAAAAGUUAUGAAUUAAAUAAAUCGAAUGAACCAACUUCUGAAUAUACAUGUAGAAUAUCAUAUCCAAUUGAAAGAAAACAACAAACUGAAAAUGAUAUAAAGAAGUGUUUUUCUUGUUGUAAAAAAUCAUUUCCAUUGGAUUCAUUAGCUAAAUUAGUGCUUUGUAUUAUUGGAAUAAUAGGAGAAGUGAUUACAGGAUUUAGUAAUGAUUGGAUAUUUGUACAUAUUGGUAAUGCGCAACAUUCUACAAUGUUCUCAUUAUUUGGAUUAAGUGGAGCUAUUGAAUUGUGUAUAUUUUAUGGGAUUUUUAAAAUUCCACUUCAAUCAGAAUAUCUUUUUCAUGGAAUAGCACUAUGGGGAGAACUAUUUCUAUUCCUAUUUCAUUUACACCAUAGAAAUCCACUAGAUGUUUACCUACAUCUAUUAUUAACUGGUAUGAUUAUAUUAGGGAUUCUAGUGUCAGUUGUUGAAUUAUUAAAUCCACACGAACCUAUUUAUGGUUUAAUACGUAGUUGGACUUAUCUUAUGCAAGGCACAUGGUUUUGGCAAGUUGGAGCUAUUCUAUAUCCUAAAACAUCAUGGAUGCCAGAAUGGGAUCAGCAAGCUAAACAGAGUAUACCGGCAGCUGCAAAUUUAUUCGCCUAUCAUAUGUUGGGAAAUUCCGUUGCAAUCAUUCUAAUCGCUAUACCAGUUAUGAUUCGUACAAAAGCUAGUUUGAUGAGUGAUGAAACAAUGAGAACACGUUUAUCAAGAAGAGAAUAUCGUCAACAACCCCAGGAACAUCAACAAAAUUUCACGAUUGACAACAAUUCAGAAGAAAUAGAAUUAUGGAAUUAUAAUCAUAGUACUACAGGGAUUAACGAAGUUAAGCAAAGUGACAGAACCUGUGUUUAAUGAAUAAACCAUAAGGCACUUGUCAUUACAUCAUUAAGCCAUUAUGUUGAUGCCAAGUAGAUUGAACUGGUAAUACGUUGAAGCAAUAUGAAAUUUAAUCAAGUUUCAUAAUAUAAAACUAUUCCUUCAUCUUUCUUUUUUUAAUUUUGUAACCUCAUCUUCAUUUCUUGUUUUGAUCGUCUAACCUUAAUUCAAACGUAUGACUGACCCUCCUCGCUAUUUGUCUCUAUCUUAGAGAUGGGCAAACCAUUUUAUUAAGAGGCUGUAUGAGCCUAUGUACUGUAUCAAACAUGUGGUGAAAAAAACCCGGCAAUCUUUUCAGUUGGAAUAAUAACUUGAAUUAUUCAUUGGAAAACUAUGAUUUACUUGCUCAGUCAUCAUCGUAGACGACACUAUAUAGCUUGAAAGAUGAAUGCAACUGAACAUGACUUAAAUAGUAUUAUUUUUGUCUGUUGUAAUGCGUAAAAUGGGACCUGGAUUAGCGUCUGUUGGUUGAGACAAUUUGAAAUUUUAUUUAUGAAUAGGUGAGUUCAGAAGAAUAAAUCAACUCCAUAAACAGAAUAUUCUACUGACAAAAUAUUGUCAGAUAUGAAAUGUAUUCACUGUCAGAGAUGAACAGGAUUCAAUAAAUGGAUUAUUUUUGACGAAUUUCUAAGUUUUUAUCAACCUGAAGGUGUACUGAUCAUAUAUGAAUAUCACAAUCAGUUACCCAAAUAUCCAAAGAAAUUGGAAAACUCAAUAGGCUGAACUGGGAUACAAAAACUUUUUAAGUCUGCAUAACGACGCGAAAAUUAGAAACUUGAGCGCUGAAAACUUGUGACCAUAUUCUGAAUAACUUAAACUGAAAAUGCUUAUAUGCUUAUUGUUAAGAAAUAAACAGUGUAUUUUCUCAAAUGACUUGAACCUUAUAUUUUGUUUUCUUUUAGUUGGUCUUGACAAACCAAUAGUGAAGAAACAUAUUCACUUUAUUGUCAAAUCCAAUAUAAAUGGAAUGAAUUAAUCACUUGCUUUCGGUAUAAAGGUUAGAGUUGACUGACUGAAACAUUCUCAAUACCUAGUAUGUAUUUCAUUUGAUUCUUUAAAUAUGAUUGUACUGUAGUGACCUACUUUUAUCAAGAUGACGCGAUUGGUGCAAUGGAAACAAUUAUUAUUAUAACCAAUUGUACCAGGUAUUGUUUUACCGUACUUGUUUGUUUAACUGUAUCGAAAUACAUACAUUCUCCCGUGGAUUGUGACCCUGAAGGAAUUCCCGGUUACGUUCAGUAACCACACUUGUACUUCUUUGGCACGAUCUCGGUAUUCUUUGGAUACCACGAGAUAGCUAACGAAUAUAUCUCGACUGCAGCCAUCAACUGCCUUCUGACAUUUGGCUUACGGGGGACCUUAUCGGUUAACUGGCACGUAGUCUUCCUGUAGUGGUGAUCAUAGUCAACUAUAUUAGUAAUCUGAUGAGGUUUUACAAAAAAGUGUAGGAUUUUCGUUUAUAAAUUCAAUGUUUUAGCGUUCACCUUCAGGCUGGAGUGUUAACAUUUAAAUACUUCAUGUUAACAUGCAUGAGUAUGUGGACCAUUAAGGAGAUUAAAAUUAUCGUAGAUUAAUAUGAUAAUUAGAAGCAUUUGAACUAAUGAGCUGAAAAUUCCCGAAGUAGUGCAGUUUGAGAAAGGUAGAAGUAGAUGAGCACAAAUGAAAGUAUUAUAUUUGAAAUUCGUGAUCAGAGUGAAAUCAAGUUCAAAGGAAUCACCAGUUGAUACAAAUACCACAACCACCUUAGCUUAAAUCGGAAUUCGAUUUCCAUAAAUCUACUGUAUGUCUUCUCAGGUCCAUCAUAUGUUUGUCCGACUGUACAUAUAAUAUAGCGAAAUAGAACUAAUCCCAAUAAGUCUAGAACACCAACAGGACACAAUAGAAAAAUUCAAAUUCGAAGUAAGCAGUAUGAGAUUACAUUGUAUUGUAAUUAUAGGUUUGAAUGAAAAAUAAAAUAUUGAGCUAUACAGUAAAUGUAUUAGUUAUUCACCAUAACUGCCACAUGUUGGUUGUGUCUAUGUGCCUAUAAUGUGAUCUGGAUUUGUUUGCGAAUAUGUUAAAUCUCAGUUGUUCAGCAUUCUGAUCCCCAUUUUCUUCAUCUGUCUGAAAUUCGUUAUGUAAACAUAAAUAUAAAUAUAUAUAUGCUUUGAACUGAUUGACCACUUAAAUCAUGAAUCUUUGCCAUCUGACUACCUAUUCUUUGAAUUAUAAUUCCCCUUAGAUGGUUGGUAACUCCGUCUGGAGUCCCCACGGAGGCUACUGCCGGUCCCAAGCCGAGAUAAAGGAGGAGGGUCGGGCAUGGGGUUAGCUACCCUAUCGCGUAGAAAACUAACUCGUUAAAAAACGUUACCCAUAAAAAAUUAUUCAAACCACUUAAACUCUGCUUGGGAGUGUAGUGACUCACAUUUAUCACGAGAACACGACUGGUUUAAUAAAAACAAUUAUUAUUAUAACCAACUGUACCAGUGUCUGUUUUAACGUGCUUUUGUUUGACUGUGCUAAUGACAGCUAUUUUGUGCUUCCAUUCUUGUACUUACACUUUGAUUGUAACUUCGCGCGAAUUCGGUUACCUUCUGUAACCAAGCUUGUAUCCUGGCACGAUCUCGGUAUCCUUUCGAUGCCACGAGAUCGCCAGCAAAUAAACCUCGACUUGGUCCAUUAAUUGCCUUCUGAUAUUUGGCUUCUCGGGGAUUUUAUGGAGUCAUUUGGAACGAGCUUCUUACGCCUUCUGAUCUAUUUGGCAUGUGUUUCUUGGUAGCGGUGUUCAUAGUUAAUCUCAACUCGACACCACGCUACAAUUGGUGAGCCGUAUUUUGGAACACGCCUCAACAUCUGGUCAAAUCUUCCAAAGAAGCCAAUUCGGUGAGUCUAUGAUUUAUCUAUCCACAUCUGUCGUGUAUUUUCAUAUUUAAUAUAUAAUAUACUCGACAUGACGGAUAACGAUAAGAAUAGUAUUAAUAUAAUAGACUCAUAUGUAUGUGUACCGAAUCCUUGUCACUUUUUAUUCGCGUGACGAUGAAUUCCACGCUUUAUUCGAGAAAUGUUACCCUAUUAACGAUUCUCCUCGCUGACCCGGCUGCUUGGUACGGAAUGCAUACGCAUAAGCAUAUCCGUCUACCACCCAGCACCAAAUGGUUAAGUUGAACGGUUUCACUGCCAACUUAAAAGAGUUCUACGAGCACACGAAAACGGCAACUGGCACGAAACCUUACCGCUCGUUAUUUUAGGGGUGAGAACGAGCUUAAAGGCAGAUAUCCAAUGUUCCGCCACUGAACUUGUAUACGGCACGACAUUGCGUCUGCCUGGAGAAUUCACACCACGGAGCAGACCUAAUUUCGGUAAAUCAGACUACGUCCAUCGACUGUCUACAUUUAUGCGAACGCUGUCUCCGGUGUCAACUCGAAUACAACAUCGACAGGUCGCUCUCUCUCGAGAGUUAUCUACCUGUUCACAUGUUUUUGUACGAGUAGACUCGGUACGCAAACCUUGGCAACAACCUUACGAAGGCCCUUUUCACGUGAUCGCUCGUCACGAAAAGACCUUCAAGGUUGAUCGAUAUGGACGCGUCGAGAUCGUCAGCAUUGAUCGUCUCAAACCAGCACACGUCGAUGACAGUGCCCUAUCUGACACCCUGAGAUUCAAUGCUAGACCUAUCAAACCUAGCGGGAUCCUUAAAUCUCCUUCAGGUCCCACGCUAGAUACAUCUGAGACCUCAUUCUCACGUCCCGGUCAACAGCACGCGUCGUCUGCACCGUCUACGGACGAGACGAUAGUCUCACGUCCAGAUCAGCAGACCACGCCGCCUGACCUCGGAUGAGAUUGCAGGCUCACGAGAUACGAACGAGACUGCUGUCUCACGUUCCGGUCGCCGAGUACGGUUACCCGUACGCUUCCGCGACUAAUAGCACAGUGAACAACCGAUACGGUGUAGGGAUAUUCCUGUACUACACGCAUGCUACACUCUUCUUUUUUGAUUUUCUUUUUGUUUCCUGAGCCCACGCCUUCGACCAUUUCCGUUUGGUUCCGUCGACUUCAGUCAACUUUGGCGAAAGCUGGCCUGAUCACCCACGCUCUUGUCAACGUAUUCAGUCGAUAUAUUGGUUUCGAAUGCUUGGCAUACGCUUGGUCUCGAACUUGGUCGUUAUGGUCGCUUCUGGUCUUUUGGCUCAACGUGGAUUCGUCCCACGUCUGCAGCGUUUCUGGUCCGCAUUCCCUACGAACGCAAUCUUCAGAUUCUGGAUACAAACCACUCUGGUAGCAUGCCAACUCAAGCAAUAAAUACAACACAUCGCUCCUGGUACCGUUCUCCGAAAACGACCUUCGUUGGCAACUCGACGAUCAACGAUCGCUUUCCUGUUCGCCAAUUCUUCCGUCCUACAAUCGCUCGUCAGCCGAUCAGUCCCACGAUUCAAACCGCUAUUUGUCGAAAGUGUAAAUCCUUUCUAGCGGGGGUCUCCUGUAGUGACUCACAUUUAUCACGAGAACACGACUGGUUUAAUAAAAACAAUUAUUAUUAUAACCAACUGUACCAGUGUCUGUUUUAACGUGCUUUUGUUUGACUGUGCUAAUGACAGCUAUUUUGUGCUUCCAUUCUUGUACUUACACUUUGAUUGUAACUUCGCGCGAAUUCGGUUACCUUCUGUAACCAAGCUUGUAUCCUGGCACGAUCUCGGUAUCCUUUCGAUGCCACGAGAUCGCCAGCAAAUAAACCUCGACUUGGUCCAUUAAUUGCCUUCUGAUAUUUGGCUUCUCGGGGAUUUUAUGGAGUCAUUUGGAACGAGCUUCUUACGCCUUCUGAUCUAUUUGGCACGUGUUUCUUGGUAGCGG